CUGUGCCAAAGUUCAGUGCUCACAGCCCGGGACAAUAGGAGAAAGAAGACACUGAACUAGAUGUUCUCUGGCAGCUUCAUCUUACAGGUUGUGUGUGACCCUGAGACAAGUGACGGCAAACACCUGAGACUAUUCAACACGGCAGCGCAGUGGGAUUCCUUCCACUGGCAUUGCUGUACUGAAACCUGAGAAGUCACCAUCAGUUUUAACUGAUCCCGAGCAUCAUGGCCACCAGGAAGGCUGAGGUCCAGCGAAGAAUCGUGUCUAAGGAUGGACACAACAAUGUGCGGAUUGACAACGUGGAGGGCAUGGUCAAGCUGUACCUGCACGACAUUUGGACCACUGUGGUGGACAUGAAAUGGCGCUACAAACUCACUCUGUUUGCCUCCACCUUUGUCAUGACUUGGUUCAUCUUCGGGGUCAUCUUUUACUUCAUCGGCAUGGGCAACGGUGACUUUGAAGCUGGUUUGAGUUCUAACCACACACCAUGUGUGAUGAACGUGGGGACGCUCACCGGAGCCUUCCUAUUCUCUCUGGAAUCACAAACCACCAUUGGCUACGGUUUCCGUUAUAUCUCAGAGGAAUGUCCUCUGGCUAUCUUCACUCUAGUGGCUCAGCUCGUCAUCACGGGCCUGGCUGAGAUCUUUGUCACCGGCGCCUUUCUCGCUAAACUGGCUCGACCCAAGAAGCGAGCAGAGACUAUCAAGUUCAGCCAGUCGGCUGUGAUUUGCCGCCGCCAAGGCAAGCUGUGUUUGAUGGUGAGAGUGGCUAACAUGAGGAAGAGUCUUCUAAUCCAGUGCCAGCUCACAGGAAAGCUCCUCCACUCCAACGUGACAGAGGAGGGUGAGAAGACACAAAUCCACCAGAGCUCUGUGGAGUUCAACAUGGACUCCAGUGGCGAGUGCCCCUUCCUCAUCCUCCCGCUCACCUUCUACCAUGUUCUGGACGAGCACAGCCCACUGGCAGGACUUAACGCAGAAAACCUGCGCACUCGUGACUUCGAGCUGCUGAUCACCCUCAACGCCACCAUGGAGUCGACGGCUGCCACAUGCCAGAGUCGCACCUCCUACGUUCCCCAGGAGAUCCUGUGGGGCUACGAGUUCAAGCCGGUGCUGUUCAGCACUACAGGUGGACGCUAUGUGGCAGAUUUCAACUUUUUUGACAAGGUGCAAGUGAGCAAUGAUGCAGCUUUCGUCAGUAACAACACAGAGAAGCUCAAACUGGAGGAAGAUUAUAAGAGAGAAUAGAGGAUACAUGUCAUCUCUCCCAGUCUAACUCUAUUAUGUUAGUUAGGUCUCAAUCAGUAUGUUUAUUUCCUGACAUAAUUUGCCAGUCCUUGUAUUCUCAUAGCCAUGACCCCUGAUAUUUUUGUAUAAUAUUGUAUAAAAGUGAUUUGGCCCAAGUUUUCAUUAAAAAGGACUCUUGGAUGUUCCACAUUGGAAAAUCUGACAUGCAAUUAAAAUCAUUUUUUUUCUGCAUUUUAUUCAUUAGCCUAGUUAAAUCAUCAUAGUCAUCAUUUAUGUUUAAUUAUUGUUGUAUUUUCAAGUUUAAAUUUACCUGUACCUGGAUGCUUCUUAGCAGAGUUGAUAACCCCAAAUAAAAUGUAUUUGCCUGGG
Messenger RNA from Acanthopagrus latus (yellowfin seabream), 1616 nucleotides. It is a transcript of the gene kcnj15, whose product is annotated as potassium inwardly rectifying channel subfamily J member 15. Gene Ontology annotation, molecular function: inward rectifier potassium channel activity. Gene Ontology annotation, biological process: regulation of monoatomic ion transmembrane transport; potassium ion import across plasma membrane. Gene Ontology annotation, cellular component: plasma membrane. The transcript has 2 exons. NCBI's taxonomy places the organism in Eukaryota, Metazoa, Chordata, Actinopteri, Spariformes, Sparidae. Bases 225 to 1247 code for a protein of 340 amino acids. The record is from RefSeq and is a predicted model, not a curated record.